Messenger RNA from Gossypium raimondii (Peruvian cotton), 1707 nucleotides. Its product is annotated as homeobox-leucine zipper protein ATHB-6. The coding region runs from base 508 to 1413 and encodes 301 amino acids. Gene Ontology annotation, molecular function: sequence-specific DNA binding; DNA-binding transcription factor activity, RNA polymerase II-specific. The transcript has 3 exons. Gene Ontology annotation, biological process: positive regulation of DNA-templated transcription. The record is from RefSeq and is a predicted model, not a curated record. Gene Ontology annotation, cellular component: nucleus. NCBI's taxonomy places the organism in Eukaryota, Viridiplantae, Streptophyta, Magnoliopsida, Malvales, Malvaceae.
CCAGUUAGGACAGCUGGGUUCUGAAUUUGAUUUCUUCUCAUUAUUCUCUCUCUCGCUUGAAAAAAAGAAAAAAAAUUACUUCUUUUGGCUUUUCUUGAUGAACAGUCUUAGACUAUUUGUAUUUGAUUGAGUAAAAAUGUAGUGAAAAACAAGGAGAGAUUGAAGAACACGACAGGUUUGUAAUUUCUUCUCUUGUAGGUUUGGGUUUUGGAGGGUGUUUUGGUUUUCUUGGAAGCUUGGCUUGUUUGGUUUUUGUGGCUUCCAUUUCUUCUAGUUUUUGGAUGGGAACUGUGUUGAAGAAGGAGAAGAAAUAUGAUGGGGAAGUAAUUGAGAGAGGCCAAUGGUCGUUGUUAUACAGUUCUAAACUAUCAUAUUACACCCUUGUACAAGAUCUUUUUGUUUCUCUUUUUGCAUGUCAGAAAGUCCUGCAAUAUCCAUAACAAACAUCCUUUGAUCACCUUAAGAAGAAGAGAUCUGUUUUUAAAAGUGUUGUUUUCAUCAACAAUCAUGAAAAGAGUUGGCAGCUCACAUUCCUUGGGUGCUAUGAUGUCCAUCUGCCCAAUCUCAGAUGACAACCAGAUUUACAGUAGAGAGUUUCAGUCGAUUUUAGAUGGAUUAGAUGAAGAAGAGGGCGUGGAAGAAUCAGGGUAUGUUGCAGAAAAGAAGAGGCGAUUGAAUGUAGAUCAAGUGAAAGCGUUGGAGAAGGAUUUCGAGGUGGAAAACAAACUUGAUCCUGGGAGGAAAUUGAAACUAGCUCAACAACUUGGCUUGCGACCUCGACAAGUUGCUGUCUGGUUCCAAAACCGCCGUGCUAGGUGGAAGACUAAACAACUGGAGAAGGAUUAUGGGCUUCUCAAAAACAGAUAUGAAACUCUUAAGCUAAAUUAUGAUAGCCUCCAGCAUGACAAUCAAGUUCUUCUUAAACAGAUAGAGGAGGUGAAGGCAAAGCUGAAUGGAAAGAACAAUGUUUCAGUGAAGGAGGAGGUGAAUGUGACUAAAACUGCUAAUAGAACACUAGAACAAAGUGAAGCACCAGUAGAAGUGAAGUAUGAGAGCUUGAAGAACAACAGCAAGGGAUCAAAUGGGGCCAUCCUUUUCCUAGACUUAAAAGACGGUUCAUCAGAUAGUGACUCAAGCGCUGUCUUGAAUGAAGACAACAACAAUGGCUCGAACUACGUGGGUGGAUCUUCAUCUGGGAUUCUACAAAGCCAACAUGUUUGGAUGUCACCGACAACAGCCUCUUCACUCAAUUUCAACUCCUCUUCUUCAUCUUCUUCUAUGAAGUGCUUCCAACCCCAGCAAUUUGUGAAGAUGGAAGAACAAAAUUUCUUUAGUGCAGAUGAAGCUUGCAAGUUCUUCUCAGAUGAAGAAGCUCCAAGUCUUCAUUGGUAUUGUCCUGAACACUGGAACUAAAAUCAACAUGCAUGUAAUACGGGAUCUAACCAAAAUGCAAAAAUAAAUAAAAGUAGCAAAAAGGUUGGGAGAAGGCUUCACGUGGGGUGGAGGAGGCUAUGGCGAUAGGUGACGCCAAAAUGAGGAGGUGGACGGGCAUCUUGGUUAGGUCCUAAGUUCCCUCAAAUGGAGCGAACCAAAAAUCAAAAAUCAAAAUUAUUAUCAUCAUCAUCAUCAUAGUUAUUAUCAAUUAUCAUUUUCCUGGGCUUCUUUUGUAGUUUCUUUAUGCAGAAAAAAAUUAAUCAGUUAUUCCAA